GGAAAUGGACGACUUUUCCCUUUACUCCAUUGGACUGAGCCGCUGUCAGUCGGUUUCCAUCACGCGUAACACCGUCCGCCUCUCCGGGUCUCUGUCUGCUGAGACCGCCGUCAUAUUGGCUGCUAGAAGCAGCAGCGACCACGGUAGAAAAGAAGACCCCCACCAUGACGAAGAACGGGUUUUCGCGGCUCCAAAAGAAUAAUAUAUAUUUUUAAAGAUAUUUGAUUAGUAUUUAACGAAUUCAUUUUAAAAUAUCGGGAUGAUACCGUCAAGUUUUCGCGUACCUUCAGUGCUUUCAUCUGACACCGUGGUCCGCAAGGGGGAUGUAUGCCUGACUUCUCUUAAUAGCCAUUUUUUGCAGACAAAGAGAGCUGUUGAAUAGGGCUUUCAAACGGCAAAAGGGUCCGAGGGGCUCCUAUUGAUGAAGAAAGUGGGCAACAUGUGGAGCAACCUGAAGAGCAGAUGCCAGACACUCUUUCACAACAACAGCUCAGAACCCAGUGAGAGCAGGGUGGAGGCCGAUGGCGUCCACUGUGUGGUGGAGCUUGGAGGUAGCUCAGGUGAGGCGGAGGCAUCAGGAUCCUCCAGCCCAUCCCGGAGCCUCCUGCCAGUGCCGAUGGUCACAGCAGGACGGCGCCAUCACAACUGUGUAUCGGACAUCCCUCAGAUAGUAGAGAUUACAAUUGACAAGGACUCUGAGGAUGUGAGGGGGGGAUCAGGUGGUGUUCCCCUGGCCCGAAGAGACUCAUAUUCCCGUCAUGCUCCAUGGGGGGGCAAGAAAAAACACUCGUGUUCCACCAAAACCCAGAGCUCUCUGGAGACGGACAGGCGGUCCGGGCGCCUGCGGGGGAGCGGGAGCCGCAGGGACCGGCGCUAUGGAGUCAGCUCCAUCCAGGAGAUGAGCGACUCCGUAUCCGGAGGACGUAGUCUGAACGGCCGCUCUCUGCGCCAGCGGCUCAGUGACACCGUCGGGCUGUGCUUACCCCUGCCCGCUCGCAGACGCCCCCGCUCAUCUAAGAACCCCGUCACCUCCAAACGUAAGAUCCACCUGACGGAGCUCAUGCUGGAGACCUGCCCCUUUCCACCGGGCUCCGACCUGGCUCACAAGUGGCACUUGAUCAAGCAACACACAGCACCGGUCAGCCCGCAUUCCUCCACAGCCCUGCUGGAUGCCUUUGACCCCGCCCACCCAUCACCUGAGGACGAGGAGGAACGCCUGCGUGAGCGCCGAAGACUUAGCAUCGAGGAAGGUGUGGACCCUCCACCUAAUGCACAGAUCCACACCCUGGAGGCCUCAGUGCCGGGCUCCUCUCUCUACAAACUGGGACCAAAGUUGGCUCCUUGCACCGGAGAGGCCUCUGGGGAGGGACGGGCGUCAGGGGGCUGGCAGCUCUACGGGCAGCUCUACGGGCGCCGGAUCAUCGGGGCCUGUGCACAGGUGUUGGGGGCUGUGGUGUCAGCUCAGGACUGUGACUCAGAGGAGGAUUCCACCACCCUCUGUCUGCAGGCCAGGAGGCCCAAGCAGAGGCACGCCUCUGGGGACGGUCACCUGAGCCGGCAGCAACCCGGGCCCUGGAAGGUUCACACUCAGAUAGACUAUAUCCACUGCCUGGUGCCGGACCUGAUGCAGAUCACAGCUCUACCCUGCUACUGGGGCGUGAUGGACCGCUACGAGGCCGAGGCGCUGCUGGACGGCCGGCCUGAGGGCACCUUCCUGCUGCGAGACUCCGCCCAGGAGGAUUACCUCUUCUCCGUUAGCUUCCGCCGUUACAACCGCUCCCUGCACGCCCGCAUCGAGCAGUGGAACCACAACUUCAGCUUCGACGCUCACGACCCUUGUGUUUUCCACUCUUCCACCGUCACAGGACUGCUGGAGCACUACAAGGAUCCCAGCGCCUGCAUGUUUUUCGAACCGCUGCUUACUGCGCCUCUCCAUCGGACCUUUCCCUUCGGCCUGCAGCACCUGGCACGAGCCGCCAUCUGCCGCUGGACCACUUACGAUGGUAUAGGCUCUCUGCCGCUGCCCCCUGCCCUGCAGGACUUUCUCAAGGAGUAUCACUAUAAACAGAAAGUACGAGUUCGCUGGCUGGAGAGGGAACCGCAACUCAAGGUCAAAUAGGGUGGGCUUCUCCAUUGCCUGUACACACACACUGCAGGAGGAUUACAGAACUUAAAAAAUUCUUCAUCAGCCAAUUAGAGGCUAUAUUAACAUGGCUCUCUGGUGAGGGGUGGGAUUGAAAUGUAACAAGCUAUACAAGAUUCAUUCUAAUCUUUGUUUUAGUUAUUACUUACAUCACAGAAAAUACAUAUGAUUAUAUUCAGUAUAACGCUGUCUGGCAAGCACAUGUUUUUGUGUUGAACAGGUUGUUUUGACAGGGAGGGAAGGCACAGAUAUCAGUGCUUUGUGUCUUUGCUCUCCUGCUUUGUGCUAAAUGUCUGCCUGAUCCCACAACAUCACCCUGCCUGUAGACCUGCCUGCAUGCCUCCCUUACUCAUCGCAAUUUGCUAUUUAGGCCCACAUGGCUACAUUGUAAAGUUCACUUUGUGAUUUCUCAAUUUUUUUUCUUCCUUAGCUUGUCGAAGCACCUAGCGUAGCACCUUCCCGACAGGGUUUUAAGGUGUGUGUGGGUUGAGAGGGCAUCUGGAGAUGCGUUUUGAUUUAUUGCAGUCAGAGCUUGUCCCAUGGAUGGAGCUUCGUAAGGCACAUUCUUUGCCACCUCUUUGCACACAAUGAGCAUCAGCUAAGCCAGGGGCAGAUUCUCAGAGGGUCCAUGAGUUCAGGACAGCACAUCAGGGAAAUGAAGUGCUUUUAAGUACUACAGAUUAGUCCUUUGAAAAACAGUACUUCCUCCUAAGGCAGUAAUAGUAAAUGAUGAAUCCGUCAACUGUGUCCUAUUUAGUCAGCAAGCUGAACUUUAUUCCCACUGUGCAGCAUUGCUUUCAAAACGAAAUAUGUUCUCCCAUCGGUCCCUUUUAACAAUUACCAUUGUUACAGUUGUCACAUCAGUCUGUUCAUUCUUCAUUAGCCACAGAUGCUUCCGCUCUGAGCGCACAGUUCAUUUCAUCUUGUAUGAAAUGAAGCUCUUUGACACUUGUAACACUGUUGCUUUGAACAUUUGUUAGAGUAAGGAAUACUAACACGUCUUCGCAGGAAUUGAAAGCACGUGUGAUGAGCUGCAAGUGAGACAAAAAGAUGGAGUUUCGAUUUUAAAACAUGGAUGAAUUGAUCUGCUCAGGCUUGUCUGGGAAUACGCUGUCUCAUGAGAGGACACCAUAUUGUCAUGCAUUGGGGAGAACUUAGCAAGAAUCUGCUUGUUGAAAUCAUAAACACUCACGAUUUGAUUGCAUUACAUUUUCCUACUUAAUUUAUAUUUCUUGUAUGAAACCAUUUAAAAUAGUGUUUUUAUGAAAAGCACUGCGUCACUAACAGGAAAGAGGUGAUGUAGCCUUUAGGACUUAAUGUCCCCUACUUUACAACUUUAUUAAUAUAUAAGGUUUAGACACUAACAAAUCCCCUUAUUGCCCAGUCGCAUUAUAGUCAUAGCAAUAGCACUAAAGGCUAACACUCGACUCUGGAGAGGUUGGCAUUACUCAGAGCUUUAGUUACGUCAUCUGAAUAAUUUUAGUUGUUACUUGGGACAAAAACACUGCUGCUGGCAAGCCGGUCAUUUCCGUUUGGUUCUCAUUUGGAGGGGAGAAUAAGUGUACCCUAUGUGCCUUUUUAAGAGAACCCUUUAUCUUAUUCCAUAAUCAGUUGCUUUGCAGUCCAACCUGCAGCAGGAGGGACUGAAGAGAACAACAAUGAAAAGGUGCAUGAGCUCCAAGCUCACUUACUUAUGGUGCACGUUCAAGUUUUUGAUAACAUUUCAGCGGUGCUAUGUUGGAUAAGCUAUGACGGAUUAUUGAAUCGAUAACUUGUUCAUUAGUUCAAUGUGUUUUCACUCGCUAAAGCAUGCAGUUUUCUCCCAGUUAUCGUAGUAUUAGUUUGUUAGUGGGUCCAAUGCCAGCCCUACUGUAGCAUAUUGAAAGAUAUGAAUGUCUAAUCUGCAACAUCUGGACAUACAGAUCAGAAGAAAGUGUACGAUUUGAGUUAGUUUUGAUCCAACCUCUUAUGAAAGAUGUCAGCAAUUAGGUUUAAACUUAUUGAGAAAUAGUAUUUGUUUAUUUGUUAUACUAAAAACAAUACACAUCACUUAGUUUAAAAGAAAUUGAAUUACUUUACGAUUUUGCACAUGACUUUGGGGGAAGACCAGCAGCCCUUGUGGCAUGUUUUUUAACAAAUAUGAUCACAGAAUGCCACCAGGUGAUGUGUAUAAACUCAUAUGAAAGCUCAAACACACAUUGAAAUCAGUUCUCAAACUAGUUAAUGUUUUAGUUUGUGUGUACGCAUCAGCCCAUGUUUUAGAGAAUUGUAGUUCUCAUCAGUGAGGAUGAAUCACGAACAAAUGUUUCCCAUGAAUAUCUGAGCCUGUGACCAAAGCUCUUGCUACACAUCUAUGUGUAAAUAACUAGUCGUAUUUCAAACCAGUGAAAGCUAGCUCCACACUACAGUAUGUUCGACAGCUUUUAUUUAUUCAGAACCUGGCCCUGUCGAGCUCACACCUACACACUGAAAUUAACGCCAAAUAAAAACCUUCCCCCCGCCAAACCAUUAACGUGUUUUCACUCGUUAGUCAGGCAGGAAACAAGACACAUUUUAUGCAGGUGCUAAAAGAUAAUUGCUGUAGGUUAACAUGUCUCAUAUCUCCCUAACCCAUUGUAAUGUUCUCCCCUGCAUUGUGAACAUUUCUUCACGUAAGAGUCCCGAUCAUUUUCCGUUGCCCUGCACUUUGUUCUCAGAAAGCUUGAAUAUCGCGUAUGUGUUAGGAGUGGCAGGAGUGAGUGUUGAGCGGAGGAGGGGAAUAAGGUAGACAUUUGCUUGUAUGUGCACUUUCUGGAUUUUUUAGUAUCCACACUGUCGAGUAGAAGAAAUGAAAACCCACACACAUUAGCUCACUCUCACCUGUCCAUCAUGCUCCUGCAAAGCAAUAACAUCCUUUACAGUGACCCGCCCCCCCCUUGCAGGCACUAAUCACAGGCUAAUUUUACCAUGUUAAAUUUACCGGGUACUAAAAGGGCCACUCUGUGUUGCCUUAUGGCUGCUGUGUGGCUGAGGGAAGCCUUUUUUAUUUGUAUUAUUCUAUCCAACUGCUCUCCCUCCAUCUGGCCACAUCCCUCACAUCACUGUGCUGAUGUGGAGGGGGGGUCUUUAUCAGACCCCAUGUUAACAUUAAGGAGGAGGAAAGAUGGCUUCCUGUUGUGGCUCACAGAGAAGGCUCGGGAUUCGCUGAAGUAAAUAGCACUUUAAUCGUGUAAUUGUGUUCUACAGUGCAGUCUGGAAGUGUGCGGACAGUGACACGUUUCAUCGUAUUGGCUCUUUACUCUGGCAUAUUGGACCUAAACUAAAAGAAGUUAUCCUUAGUGACAACUAUAUCCACAUUGCUGUAUAAAUGUACCUCUUUCAGAGACUUAAGUCAUCAUAUUUAGUAUUUGUCUGCUCUGGUGGUGUUCUGCCAAUUAUAAUCUUCAAUUAUUGUAACUGAUAUUGCGAUAUGAUUCAUAUCAGUGGGAACGCUCAUGUUUGCAUUGUAGUAGAAUAUAGUUUGACAGGAUUCGGACAUUGCAAUAGUCCGUAUGGAAAAUGCGAUACAAUUCUGAUGAAUUGUUCAGCCCUACUGCAAGGCUUUUAUUCUUCAGUCUUACUUGUUUUGGUAAAUAUAAAAAUAUCCUCAGGUGGACUGAAGUCAGGUGACUUGGCAAAUCAUAGAUAUUCUGUCUUGGCCCCUUAUUGGUCAUCUUGUCUGUAUGUUAAUGAUCAUUGCUUUACAAUACUUUUGGGUGGAGGUUUAUACAUCCAAGAUGGUUAUAAUCAUUCAAACAACACUAAAAGCGCUUUAAUCUUUAUUUUUAGCUGUCAAUUGUAAUCCAAUAUGCUGCACUACAGAGCCCAAACUGAAAAUGUCCCAACUGUCCAAAUCUCUUAUGGACUGCACUGUCUGUGUUUUAGCUGAAAAUGGCGAGACUUGUGUGAGUGUUAAGCAAAGAGCCGGCGGUCCUGAGAUAUUUCACUUUAUAUUCAGGCAUUGUGGCGACGGAGGUGUGUUCUCCACCAUGUGUUGUGUGGGGGUGUAUCAGUGUAACGGACAGAGCCACGCGGAGGGUUCCAGUGGAGGGAGGACGCAGAGUGGACUGUGAGGGGUGAUGACAGUGACUCCUAUGAACAAAGCCUCUCUGCCCAAAAAACCCUUUUAUUCUCAGGCAGGCCCAUUGCAAGGAGAGUCCCAGGACUCUCUCGACCCAGUUUUCCCCAUGGGAAAUAUCUGACAUUAACCGUAGCACAUGUUUGCCAUAUAACCCGUAGAUUUAGGAGGAGAAAAAAAAACAUUGUAUGUAUGAUGAAUGAUGGAGUAAUCUAAUAGGUUGAAAAUAAGUUUUAAUCUUCUGUGGUGCAUUAACUGUCUGGAACACAAAACAUUUGCACACAUAUGCUAUCACACUUCUUCUGACACCUGCACUACCCCCAGUAUAGAGUGGUGUAGUGAUGAUGUUUUCUGUUAGCCAAACCCGGAAGCUAGCAUCACAAGCUCUCUCGACCAAAAGCAAUGACAUAUUUCCAUUGCAGAAUUUAAGAUUUGUGCUAAACACACAUUUAUGAUACUUGCACACUUUGUUCAGCAGGUUAAUUUUUACAUAUUAACAAGACUUGUAUUAUAUUUGAAGUAUAAAUUCAAUCCCUAUAAUGAAAUGGCUUACCUAAGGCUAUAAAAAAAACUGGCUGGACAUUUGGCCGUGUGUCACAACCGCUAAGCUUAAGGUGGCUACUAUUCGUUUAGUCGUCCCGUUUAGCCAUUUGUUAGCAGCCACCAAGCAUAAAAGCAUCAGAAAUUCACAAGUGGGGAAUUUUAUUGACAUCGUUGAACAAAAUGUGCAAAUCUCUUAAGCUUGUGUUAACCACAGACAGAAAAGUUUGAGACGAGGGAACCCAAACAUGCUAAAAUGCUAACUAAUUUCUGAGUUUUAAGACUCCUGCACCACUCUAUCCACACCCUCCCACCACCCCACCCCUAAAGCCAGGGAUGUGUAUAACAUGGACCACAUUUAGCCAGCACCACCUUUCUGUGUUACUCCCCGCCACCACCCCCCCAAAAAAAGGGAGAGCAAAGACUGGUGUUUACGUGUAUAUUCUAUGUUCUUAAGGAAAAAAGACUAAAUUGCCGUGAACUAUUUUGACCUUAUAUUGUCAUUAGUAUGACACUAUUUAGCUGCACUAUGAGAGCCUCGAUUGUGGCGAGAAACCACUGGGUCUGGUCUGGUUUGAGACGCUAGCUGUCCCACUAAACUACAGCAACACCCCCCGCAUGAAGGACUCCUUAACCACCCCCCUUCCUCCACCACCACCUAGGUACGACUCAUGGUUUCAGCCCUUAGAGGACAAACAAAACAAAAGAUAUUUUAAACCUUUUUUUUUUUUUUUCAUGUUCCCAUAUUUUAGAAAGCUGAGUUAAGUGCUAUAUGCAAACAGAAAAACAUGUAUGAAAGAAUUAUUAUUUUUCAUUAUUACUUCUCCCUAAUAUGCAAUGGAGUGUAGUGUAACAAUGGUUGCAAUCGUCUGUCACUUUAAUGCUGUACGUGCACAUUGGUUGCUGUGUGGAUGUGGGUGCCGAGGCAACAGGACUUGACAAUGAUGGGAACUAAUGGUUGUCACUCCGCAGCACCGCCGUGUUCCCAGACCGCCUUAUUCGUUCUGACCAAUCACAAGAGCCCUCCUCUAAAGUCCCGGGCCGCAGCCACUGCCACAGGCCGAGCAAGCUGUCGUCAGACGAAUAUCGCCGUUCCAUUUCUUCUUCUGCUUUUCCUUGCUUUUAUUUUUCUUUCCUUACCCUUUUUUUUCUUUACUUCUGCUGUCAGGUAGGAUUUGGAGCGUGUAAAUGGCAUAAUCAUGUUUCACAUUUCACUGUCUGUUCCGUGUAUCUGCUUCACCAUUCAAAGAGAAAAAAAAUACAGUUGUUUUCCAGUAUAACCUGUUCAUUUUAAAGAGCCGUAUGAUGCGACACUUGUAGCUGUCACUCUUGGUGCUUGGCUUACGCUUCAUUGUCUUAAUAUUCCAAAUAAAACUGUUAAGUGUAAUCCACACUGGCCCAUGAUAUAAUAUU
Messenger RNA from Trematomus bernacchii (emerald rockcod), 8192 nucleotides. RefSeq names its product suppressor of cytokine signaling 5b (gene socs5b). Gene Ontology annotation, biological process: intracellular signal transduction; phosphatidylinositol phosphate biosynthetic process. The record is from RefSeq and is a predicted model, not a curated record. Gene Ontology annotation, molecular function: 1-phosphatidylinositol-3-kinase regulator activity. NCBI's taxonomy places the organism in Eukaryota, Metazoa, Chordata, Actinopteri, Perciformes, Nototheniidae. Gene Ontology annotation, cellular component: phosphatidylinositol 3-kinase complex.